This is a messenger RNA of Dioscorea cayenensis subsp. rotundata (Guinea yam), 763 nucleotides long. Its product is annotated as NADH dehydrogenase [ubiquinone] 1 alpha subcomplex subunit 6. The record is from RefSeq and is a predicted model, not a curated record. Bases 104 to 502 code for a protein of 132 amino acids. NCBI's taxonomy places the organism in Eukaryota, Viridiplantae, Streptophyta, Magnoliopsida, Dioscoreales, Dioscoreaceae. Gene Ontology annotation, biological process: response to oxidative stress. The transcript is spliced from 2 exons.
CCGAUUAAGGCCAGCCCAAAUCCGAUUCCGCUUACAAGCGAGAGAGAGAGAGAGAGAGAGAGAGAGAGAGGCGCCGGAGAGAAAGAAGACGAAGAGAAGAGGGAUGGCGUUCACUAUGAGAAGCGUGAAGGUGCCGCCCAACUCUGCGUCUCUGGCCGAAGCCCGAAGUCGCGUUAUUGAUUUCUUUAAGAAGUCAUGCCGAUCGAUCCCUGCCAUAAUGGAGAUCUACAAUCUCCACGAUGUCGUCACGGUCUCCCAGCUCCGCUCCACCAUCUCCUCCGAAAUCCGCAAAAACGCCCACCUUUCUAACCCCAAGGUCAUUGACAUGCUGCUGUUUAAAGGCAUGGAGGAACUGGGCAACAUUGUCGAACAUGCAAAGCAGCGACACCACAUCAUUGGCCAAUAUGUUGUUGGGCGUGAAGGGCUCAUGCAGGAUGUGAGCCCGAAAGACCAGGGGGCAUCCGAAUUUCUUAAGCAGUUUUACACCAGUAAUUAUUUCUGAGCAGGCAGGAUUUCGACGGACAGUGUAUCUGCGCUUGUGUCUGCCAGUCCUCUGUUUUUCUCUGUAAAACAAGAAAUAAGCAUCCCAAAGUAUCAAAACCAGUGUUUCUAUCUUGUUAUGUUAUUCUUAGACUGUAGAAACUGGAGCAAAAGAGCAAGAAUCUCGUGCAUUUCUUGAACUAAUUUCCUUUGUGAUCAGAAGAAUUGUUUUAAGUUGAGUUGAAGACUGAAAAAUGUUCCAGUGGGUUCCAUGCGUUGUUCA